Pseudocercospora fijiensis CIRAD86 is the source of this 1404-nucleotide messenger RNA. RefSeq lists its product as uncharacterized. The transcript has 15 exons. NCBI's taxonomy places the organism in Eukaryota, Fungi, Ascomycota, Dothideomycetes, Mycosphaerellales, Mycosphaerellaceae. Bases 1 to 1404 code for a protein of 467 amino acids. The record is from RefSeq and is a predicted model, not a curated record.
AUGUGGUCGCUCUACUGUAUUGAACAUUACCGCGCAACGCCAUUCUCCGCCAGAACAGACCGGUCGGAAAUGCAGGGCGUCAGGCAGAGGCGAAAGACGGAGGUGCUGCUCCAUACAUACUCUACGUCGACCGCAGCGCCAGAUAAGGAACUCACGAGACAAACACUGCCGAUGCUCCUAAAAAUCCGAAUCAAGAUCUUGAGACGGACAUCUCCUCUUGAUCAGCGACCUUCAGUUAAACUUAGAAUACUGGUCUUCCCAGACCGCGUAGUUCCGAAGUGCUGGGUCUCACAAUAUCUUCCGUUUUCCUUGCUCGCAGUCUGGACUCGAUUCUCAAUCGAGGAAGAAAAGGCAGAUUUCUCAUGCGGUGCAUUUGCCCUGGAAGGGCAGAACAAGACCCAAGCUCCUUUGCUCGUACCAAGAAUGGAAGAAUCUGAAGUAGAAUAUCGUGAGUCUUGGGUUCGGCAAAAGCCUUUCGUAAAGUAUGUCGCAACAUCAGAGACGGUAGACCAUGCGUUGGGUAUCCGCACGCCAGGCUUGAUGAGAUUCCUAAACUCAACGAUGAUUUCUUUCCAAUUCCGGGAGGAUCCAUACUUUUGUUUCGCCAUCGCUCCGGUAUAUAACUAUGAUAGCAAGCUGCACCUCACUGAUCGUGAAGGACGAAAUCCGAGCGCAGAAAUGAUUCCCAAUAUGGAGCACGAGAGAGCAUCAGAAGAGCUUUUGUUGAAAGCCACGUCAUUCGACAGGAAGGUCGAUUCAUUUACAGGAUCGCGAGAUGAGGAAGAUCAGUGGGAGGGCGAGGGCCAAUUGUCACCUACCACUACCCGCUCUUCUUCCAGGUCUAGAAUGAGCAGCUUCGCCAAGACAUCAACCGCGGCAUUCAGCAGGCUUCUGAAGAAGUCGCAAAGAGUAGUACUCACGUGGAGAGCCAACGUUGCUCCAAAGAAGAGGCUGAACUUUGCCAAACAUGAUUUUUUCCUUCCAAAGCUCGAUUUCGUUGUACGCGUACUUUUCCAGGACAGGGCUUCCAGAAAUAUCUCUACGCUUUCUAGCGGCCUCCCAACUUCGGAAACGAAUUCAUCGCCAAGCACCCAGACGGAUGAGGUCGUGCACAGCAAUAAUGGCCCUUUUCUUGCAGAUCCAGGACGCAGACCCGAGAAGGUGGCUUGGCUCAUAGUGUCUAUUGCUUGGUCAGUCCGCGCUGUAUAUCAAGCAGAAAUGAGAACCAUACCUGAAUCAAGCAGCUUGCACAAGGCGAUAAAAAAGUGGAGGAUGCAAGAGUGUUGGAGGAAACACCGGGACCGGGAUGCGGAUCUUGGCGCGAGGGUUGGGAAGGAAAGGCCAGCGAGAAGGUUCUCAGCGAUCAAGCAGAAUGAAAGAUCUGAACUCCAGAAAGCGGCGUAG